AUGGUGCCCAUGGUCACCGAGGCGUGGGCGCUCGCUGGGUGCGGCGGGGUGGCGGCGUGCAAGCCGGCCGCGGCGGCGCAGGAGGUGCCCGCGUUGCUGCAUCCUGUCGCCAAGAAACCCAUCUCGUUGAGAAGGGUGGCCGAGGCAAGGAGCGCAGGCCAGGACGCCGCUGUCGUCGUCGGGAGGCGCCGCGGCAUCGUGUCGUGCCUGCUGGUCAUGCUCGCACUCGCCGGUGCGUCCUCCUCGGGCGGCGCCGCGCGGGCCGCCAUCCUGGAGGCCGAUGACGAUCUGGAGCUGCUGGAGCACGUCAAGGAGGACAAGAAGAAGCGGCUCCAGAAGCAGGUGAUCAUCAGCUCCUCCGCCGCCGAGACAGGGUACUUGCAGGACCUGAUGUACAAGCUAAGCAAGGUGGGGCAGGCCAUUGACAAGGACGACCUCGCCGCCGCCAGCGAUGUCCUCGGCCCCGGCUCCGACGCACCGUCAGUGCAGAACGUCAAUGCAGCUUUCUCCAAGUUCAGCUCAAGUAGUGAGGAGAAGAGUGUGGUCAACAGCUUCUACUGCUCCUUGUCCUCCUUGUUCACAUUAAUGAGAAAGAGCGACAUCAACUCCUCCAAGUCGGCGUUCUUGUCGUCGGCCACGGCGCUGGAGAAAUGGGUGGAGCUGGCCGGGCUCACCGAUAAGCUCAAAUGCUUCUGA
Molecule: messenger RNA, 696 nt
Organism: Hordeum vulgare subsp. vulgare (domesticated barley)
Lineage: Eukaryota; Viridiplantae; Streptophyta; Magnoliopsida; Poales; Poaceae
Product: thylakoid lumenal 16.5 kDa protein, chloroplastic-like
Exons: 4
Coding region: 1-696 (231 amino acids)
Biological process (GO): photosystem II repair
Source: RefSeq, a predicted model, not a curated record